This is a messenger RNA of Clonostachys byssicola, 1878 nucleotides long. NCBI's taxonomy places the organism in Eukaryota, Fungi, Ascomycota, Sordariomycetes, Hypocreales, Bionectriaceae. The record is from the annotation of a GenBank genome assembly.
AUGGCUGAAUGCGUAUAUGUGUGGCUGGGCAAUGGGGAUGCAGCAUCAGAACAAGCUCUGAAAUUUCUGAAGAAGCAAUCCCAGCUAUCGGCCAGACUUCCGCUAUCUGUUCUACGGUCAAAGACCAACAGUGAAUACGUGGACUCCCUGCGGAAAUAUCGACAAGCUUCCUGGAGAGAUAUGGUCUUUAGGUUCUCUUUAUCACCUCUAUGGACGAAAAAAGUUGACCUGGAUGUGAUUCUACGAAGCCAGUGGCUAUUCCGGUGCUGGACUUUCCAAGAGUUUCUUUUGGCAAGAGAUAUGAUUUUCUUCUGCGGAAACGAACAUAUUUCCUGGGAAGACUUAUCUAGCGCUGUCUGUUUGGAUCCUACGGACAGCUAUCUGUUGAGAUACCAGCCUAUAAACAAGGAUACUAUGGAUCAUUGGCGCGCCCUCAGCAACCUGUGGUACAACUUGCCGCGAAGUGAGCUUGGAUUGUACUCUUCGUGCUCAGAUCGAAGCUCCGUUGGCUCUUUUCAAGCCGGUGUAAGCAAAGCACGGAGUCAGUCUGAAUAUAAGUUGACCCGUGGACUGUGGAACGCUCACGCAUGUUCUAGCGUAUUAAUCGGAGCAGGUCUCGUGGCACUGUACUCUGCCUUGUGGAAGAGCGCAGACCGCAUUCUGGGUCCGCUUGGAAGGUCUGUUCCCUGGAUGUUUGUUAGCCUACUCUUUCUCAGUCUAUCGAUGAACAUGAUCAUGUUAUGGAGGCAGCUUAUGCUUGGGCUCGAGCAAAAAUGGACAGCAACAGAGAAUACGGACAGGGAGAUUCGUGCUCGGGUUAUCGAUGGGGUUCGAUGGGCGUUGAAGAAUCGUGAUUGCUCGAACCCCCACGAUAAAUCUUUCUCUCUGCAAGGGGUUCUCAACAUCUGUCAGGUUGUCCAGCGGACUCCAGACUACGCACGCCCCGUAGCUGACACAUACCGCAUACUGAUGGAAGACCUAAUAUCCUGGGAUGCUCAGUCACUAAUCAUGCUGCUUGAUGCUGGGUCGCACAUAUCCUCAGCCCCUUCCUGGGUACCAAAUUGGACUGGGAACGGUCCCAGUGAGUGGCUUGUGUCCCAAUAUCGAACUAGCAUGGCACCGACUGCCGCAUACCUUAGGCCACCGUCAGAUAUCCCAGUUGUCAACAACGGCAUACUCCGACUGAAGGGGAAAUCCAUAGGCACGAUCAAGUACCGCACAGACAUGAUGAUGCCCACUAGCAGUCCGAAAGACCAGCAGCUCUCAGCACUGUUCCGACUCGCGCAAUUUCUCGCCCACAUAAACAACGAAAGCUUUCGGCCUUUAUACCCUGAUGACUUGACAGUAACAUCGUUCGCUGUGCUAGAAGGGCUAAUGCGGAAGGAAGGACCAAGAUGGAAAGAAGGCAACGGCAUGGUGCGAACCACAACGCGGUUGGCGGCAUGGGAGGGGCCAUAUGACUUCCGCAAAGAGCGAAGUCAAUUUUUGCGUCUACGUGCGUUACGAAAUCUUAUAAUGAAAGCUCUGCCAAGUUUGAACUUGGAGUCAGAGGAGAGCUCAGAAACGGCGAUUAAUGCGUUGCUCCAGGAGGUUCUACGCAGCAACUACACAGGCGAUUACUUCCUCCGUCUUAUAGACAUACUAACCACGCAGAAGAGGAGUCUGUACAUUCUGUCAUCUGGGCUUGCCGGCACAGGACCUCUCGGGGCUUCUGUGGGAGAUGAGGUUUUUCUCCUCCCUGGGGUACCAGCUCCCAUGGUAUUAAGAAAGGCGGAUAAAGCAGAUAGUAAGACUGUGAUUGGGGCAACUCUUGUUCACAGCAUGAUGCAUGGUGAAAAGACCCUUGCCAUUACCUACACGACGGUAGAUCUAUGUUGA